UCGCUGGACGGAACACGGCAUUGAUAGGAAUAUUAAUAUAUCUUUUUUUUUUUGCAUCAUUAAUGAUCAUCGGCGGCGCGACCAGAUGACUCAGUCUUAAGUGAGAUUUCAUCCAGAGUGGUAGAACUUCACUUUUUUGGCUCGUGGUCGCCAGUGUGCAGACAGACAAGUGUGUAGAAAUUGCGCCUCACUUUUUCGUUCGAUUCGAAUCUCAAACAAUCCCAGCAAUUUUCUUUCAUUCCGUCCGUGAAAAACAGUGCAUUGAUUAAUUCGUCUAGACGAAUUGAUUGCUAGGUUGGAGAACUGCCGUCAUCGCGUAGUCUGAAGACACACCCGUCGGUCGCGUUCGCUUUACUUCAGGUGUUAUAAAUUUCUUUCCUAGUCUCAGCGCCCGGUGUAGAAAACUAAACUACAAGCAUUACAGCGUUAAUACGAGUUGGCGGAAAAACUCAGCCUACCAGAUAAAAAAUGAAGAGAUCGAAACGAGUCUCUUUGCAAUUGCUGCUGUCAGUACUGUUACUUCCUUUACUAAUGGAUUCCGCCGUUGAAGGGGCGGUUUUUCAAAGUGAAAGCUGCCACUCGGAUGCUUUGGUCUUCUACCGGAUCCGAUUGGUGACGAACUGGAGCAAGGAACUCUUCCCGAAGCAUUAUCCCGAGUUCCGGCCCCCUCCGCAGUGGAGUAUGACUUAUGGCCAAUCUCACAGUGCUGCUUUCCACCUGUUCCAAUUGAACGAACCGGCAUCCGAAUCGGUAAAAAUCUUUGUCGAAAGCGGCCACGCGCAUGCCUUGGAGGAAGAGCUGACCGAUAGAAAUGCUGCAAUAUAUGAUGAGUUCCAUCUGCACAAAAUUCCCAAGGGACUUGGUGUCAGUGAAGCUACAUUCUUCGUUGAUGGUCACCACAAUAAGGUUUCAUUUAUCACCAAAAUUAUCCCAUCACCAGAUUGGUUUAUUGGUUUGGAUUCGUAUAAUUUGUGCUCAGGGGGGAAAUGGAUCAAAAACGUGACCAUUGAUUUGAACCCUCUUGAUGCUGGUACUAACAAUGGAUUGACUUUCACUUCGCCCAAGUGGCCAACGAAUCCGCCGAAUGUCAUUGAAACUAUUACGGCCAGAUACCCGAAACAUUUAGCUAGCAGUUUCUUCUACCCCGAGAUCAAGCAUCUACCGACCAUUGCUCAAGUGACAUUUACGAAGAUCCGUGAGUAUCGCAGCACGAAAAGUCUACCCAGGAAGGUGAAGAAAUUCAAAUCAAAGCAGCGAUCGAAACUGCUAAAGAAACUGGCUCAAGCCAACCGGAAGCUGGAAAAUGAAACCGAUGAGCAGAUCAACGACUGUCGUGUUGACAGCUGGUCUCGCUGGAGUCCAUGUAGUCAAUCCUGUGGACUGGGAAAAAGAACCCGUACUCGGGUCAUCGUAAGCCCGGCGAAAGAUCAAGGCAAAGAGUGUCCGCAUCUGAUGGAGACGCAAUGGUGUGGAUCGGCCCGGGAGUGUACUGUUAGUGAGAACUAUUUCCGGUGGUAAAGCUUCACGGUUAAUAAAUUUGUUGGCUAAAUAAA
Molecule: messenger RNA, 1553 nt
Organism: Malaya genurostris
Lineage: Eukaryota; Metazoa; Arthropoda; Insecta; Diptera; Culicidae
Gene: mspo
Product: spondin-2
Exons: 4
Coding region: 469-1518 (349 amino acids)
Biological process (GO): actin cytoskeleton organization
Cellular component (GO): plasma membrane
Source: RefSeq, a predicted model, not a curated record